Molecule: messenger RNA, 5587 nt
Organism: Ornithodoros turicata
Lineage: Eukaryota; Metazoa; Arthropoda; Arachnida; Ixodida; Argasidae
Exons: 7
Coding region: 1808-5587 (1259 amino acids)
Source: RefSeq, a predicted model, not a curated record
UCUUUUCAUCCGAGCGUCCAGAACCACCGAAAACGGGAUACUUGAAAGGACACGCUUCCCCCGUUUGUCAGGGAGAGGAGGAAGGGUGAGCAGUUUUUGGGUGUGCCGGAAUCCAAUCCUGCAACUGAGUCAGAAGUGAAGUUUGCAAAGGAAAGACUAUUGAUAUCGAUCGCGUUCAAGAAAUGAUCCGAUCCGAACAGAGAGAUAUUUUCCAUGUGAGUGACCGGGCUCCAGGCACUGUGUAGGUCAUCAUAGUGGAAAGCAAAUAGUAACAAAGCGCCCACUUCACAAGUCUCGAAGAAGGUUACAAAAAGGGACCUCCUCCUUUACUUUUCUUUUAUGCGUUCUGUUAAUACAGUUCAGACGUUCAGAAAACACGCUAUUAACCGGCUGAAAUAACCCCUAGAAAAAGCUUGCAAACAGUAUGAAUGCAUGAAACCAACAUAUCGUCUGAACUGUCCAUCUCCUCUGAAGGCGCUUGACGUUUGUGUGUUUUCCGCCGUCCCGCUAAAUGUUCCAGCCACAGAACAUACUACUAACAAUAGGGCUAUAUUUUUCACCUGAAAUUCAACAAUCAUUUAAUUUGUUUUUCAUCAAACAAAUGUAUCCUAUGCUGAUUCCAAACAUUUCGCUGUAUAUUCACCGUGCGUACAGAGUCAAAUCGUUGCGUUCGUUGACCAAGUUCGAACUCGCAAAGCACACGCACACUCUACUUCCUGAAGCGAGAGACGCUCGCACGAGUGCGUACGAUUUCACAUUGAGCAUCUCCUUUCGUUGGUCGCAGUGCGAAGGUUUCAACGAAGAGGGAAAUGCUUGUCGCACGGACACCGAAUCCUGACUCCGUUGUGACUGCAUUUGAAAAUGCGACGGCGCUCACAAGUGUUCCUCAGGCGUCAGCUCACCACUGCAUUCCAGUUCUGAACUCGAGAGACUGUUCGUACUUAGGAUACUUGUGUCGGGAAACAUCACAACACGCGCUGAGUUACUCUGACACACUAACAAAUCUGCGACUUUUCUUUGAACAAUGCGGUCAUAUGGUGCUGUCAACUGACAUAGUCGAGACGCCGCUGCCACUUCUCUCCCUUCUCUUCUCGUAACUGCCCGCCAGACAGGCAGCCCGCGAAAGAAUGCGCUUUUGAAACUUUGCCAACCAAUAGCGGAGCGCGCAAUGUCCUUCGGCCAAUGGGUAUCAACUAUGAUGCCUGACGGAGCCGCGAAGAGGGGGAGCUAUGGGGGCCGGGUAACGCCUUAUCAGCCUUCCACAUAAGCCGGGAUCCCGUAAGUGUCCCUCCAGACCCCGCCAGGUUGCCGAUGGAUAUCCAACUCUUCAAGUGAACAUCACUGGAAGUCCAGAGUAAGGUGGGCCAUGGGUCCGGCGUGGGAACAUCGACGACGAUCGUAACUGAAGUGUUCGGCGGAGCCAGGGCACGAUGAGCGCAGGGUACAAAGACUGACACGUGAUCUACUUGGGGCUUGAAAGAAGUACUGAAGAAAAAGCAAGUACUCGUUCAACCACCCAUCAACACGUGCCAACACAGCGAGGGCUCCCAGGGAGGUCACAUUCUUGCACACGGUUGUAACGCGCAAUAAGGUGGGCCAUGGGUCCGGCGUGGGAACAUCGAUGACGAUCGUAACUGAAGUGUUCGGCGGAGCCAGGGCACGAUAGCGCAGGGUACAAAGACUGACACGUGAUCUACCUGGGGCUUGAAAGAAGUACUGAAGAAAAAGAUACCCUGCACGUGUUGUGCUGCUCAAGUUGUUCAAGAUGUUGUGACUCUUUGCUUUGUUGUACGGAAUUUCUCGCUUCAUGUACAGAAAUAUGGCUUCGACAUCUGAAUCUGACGUUGACAUGGAAAGGUCGCCGCAGUGGGAAGACGUCAGGAAGGAAAUGCACGAAGCCAUUGCAGCGAAAGACGAGGCUCGUGUUCUAAAGUGCCUGGAUGCUGCACCUGCAUUGAAACUGUGGUUGGACCCUGUCACAGAUGAGUCAGCUCGUUACAGAGCUGUUAAAGAGAAAGCCAUCCGUAUACAUGGCCUCUUAGUCUCGCGGGAAUGUGGACUCAAAGACGACAAAGAAUCAUCGUGUUACAAAGGUCUCACACACAUCGAACGAGCUGAAAUUCGACGGCAACGAUAUUACACCACAGAUUGUGAGGACUCUUACAUCAACUAUUUGGAAAGCAAAUCACGGAGUCACAUCGAACGUGAUCACUUCAAAGGACGACUGGAGAAGAUGUUGAAGUAUCUCUCCAGCGAUGAAUUAAACAGGAAUAUUCUCAAAGUGGCUGCAAGAGCGCCACACCUGGAAAUAACGUUCGACUACAACAGUGAAGACGUUGAAGGGAUCACGGGAAGCUGCAGUAGAGGCGUCGCCGGCCUUACUUUCUACAAAGAACAAAGACUUUUCAUCGGGGGCCGUGCUGCAGAAGCCGAAGUCUGGGGAACACUUAUUCACGAGUUAUGUCAUAUGGCACUUUACCUAGUGUACAGGAACGAUGGCAAGCCAUAUUACAGCGACGAUACCGAGCGGGAAAAGCAAUACAAGAACAUCCUGAAUAACAUAAAACCCAGGCAAAAAGAUAUGAACCUUCUCAUCCAGCAAGCUUUUAUGAGCAAAAAGGAUGAAGAAGAAGAAUUGAUUGUACGGAUCCCCCACGUACUGGUUCAACAUGGUUGCGACGAAGGUCAUAGGAUUCUGGAACGGGAAGUACCGGAACUACUAAAGUUUUUCGAGGAACAUGUCAUCCCGGACAUGAGGGAAUACAUUCGGAAUGGAAUCCCAUCCAUAGACGUAGCACAGAUAGAAAAGGAAAACGCUAGACUGAACAAAGCUUUCAAAACUGACAAACUCAAAGUCCAAUUCGAGAAACCACUACAGAAGAGUGUCUGGAAAGAGGGGUCACUUCACGUAUUUACGGGUCCAGAACUGAGGCUUCUCGAAAUAAUGGUUCACAACGCUGUGAAAUCUACGGGAAGGCCAUACUUGUUUUUCGAAGCAAACCAAUAUGGCUCCACUCUGCGGGAUGUGCUACUAGAGUACAAAUGUGCAUUUGUGCUAGUAUCCGUCCAUCCAAACGAAGACGUCCGAAAGAUCAUUGAACUUCUCAGUAAAGUAUCCUGUGUCACUGGAUCAAAAGUCAUCUUGCUUGUGGAAGACAGUGGUAAAGACUACUUGGUGAAACAAGUGCAAGAAGAUGCGUUCUUUGCGGAGAGGCACAAAGUUCACAGGAUCGACGAAGCAAGUUUUGAGCAUGUUACGUAUAGCUGCAAAACAGAAGUUUUCGAAAAUUCCCGCCUAAAACUUCAAGGCCAAGACCUUUCUAAGCUUUCGAACGCAACGACUAUAGAUGCCUUCUUACGUUGCGUAGACACUGCGGUUUUCCUAAAGCUAUGUGAGUCGGGGAACAUUGACCUGGGACCUCCUCUUCAAGAACUAGAAGAACGUGUUCAGAACUAUUACGUGAAAAGACAGUACAGAAGAGCCGUGGAAAUUAACUUGAAGGAAUGCAAUCUAAAUGACCACAGUGAGGCUUUCGCACUUCUGGGCUGUCCACACAAUCAGGUCGCAACACUUCUACCUCCCGGUUGUGAGGCAAAGGCCAAGAAGGAUUUAAAGAAUUUCGAGAAAUUCGUACUCGUCCACGAGCCAUGUGACUACGAAGCUCUCCUGAAAGAUGGUCAUUUCCGAAACAAAGUAGUGCACCUGCUAAAGUUCGACGAACCUCAUAAGAGACUCUUGUGGACCAAAUCAAAUGGUCGUCUCAGUCACCUUCCAAUGACGGGAAGUGAGAGUUACACCGAGGACACGUUGUUGAAACUGAACGAGAAGGUUGUGUUGUCGAACGUAGAGGAGAAGGUUGUCAUUGUGUCUAGUGCACCAGGUAUGGGAAAGAGUACUCUAGCAAAGCGCUUGUGCACAGAAGUAAAAAAUCGAGAUACGAAGCGGUGGGCGAUGUACGUCGACCUUCCUCAGAGAAUGGCAUCUGUUAAAACAGCGUCGCCGAGUCAAGCGGAUAUGUGCAGAUAUCUCGCGGAUCUAUGCCAAGUACAGAAAGAUGGUGUAGAGUUCGCUUUGUUCGAGAAAAGUUUGAAGGACGGAAGCCCUUUCGAGAUUGUCGUCAUCUUGGAUGCCUUCGAUGAACUGAACGAGGAAUGCCGCAAGUGCGUCUUGGAGCUUACAUCGUCUCUAUCUGAAAAGAAAGCGUGCAAGAUAUAUAUGUUUACUCGUCCCGUAUUUAAGCGCCAUGCACAAGAUGCUCUGCACACGGUGUCAUAUGAACUCCUUUCUUUUUCAGCCGAAAAUCGGGCGGAGUUCAUUAGAAAAUAUGAGAGAACAGCUCAUUCAACCAAUGAAAACGAUGGAGCUUCCGAGCUGUUCCAGCGACUGCUCACGAACUUGAUAGAGACAAACGAGACAAUCCUAGAAACCCCUCUCCUGCUUCGUAUGAUCCUUGAAAUGAAGAAUGGGGAAAUUGCAGAGUCUGAUGAUUACUCUUCGUUACUUAAACGUGCAAACAUAUCAGCCGAUAAGAAUAAGAACUUAUAUAUUUUACACGUGUACAAGUUGUUUGUGUGGUACAAGCACCUUGUAUUCAGAAUUGAAAAAAGAAAAGAAAAUCUCCGCCUACACGCCGUACAAGAGGAGAAUGACUCCGCAGCGCUUCAGUUUUACGAAAACCAUAAACUCCUCGCUAUGAAGUGUAUAUUCCCUCAGGAAAAAUUGAAAUACUUAUUGAACAAAGACGAAUUAGAGAAUUUAGAGCCCGAAGGACGUUUAAUGAAGGACGCAGCUAAUAAUUGUCUCAAAGAAGGAUUUCUGAAUGGUCUGAACAACGGAAUUCCAGAGUUCGUUCAUAAGACAUUCGCUGAAUUCUUUGCAGCCGAUUACGUACUGCAAAAGGCGAAAGUAACAGAAAUUUUCGACGUGAGGGAUGUCAUUGUCGAUCUGUACCGUGAAGAAGAAUACAGCGGUGUAAUGAUGUUGUUCGACGCACUGGCAUCGGAGUCCUUUCCCCUUCACUCUGCUGUGAUGAACAAUGACGCUUCAUAUUUUGAGCAACGCGUUAUCCAAAGAGAGGAUAUGUUGAAAGUCGAUAAGCUCAAAAGGACGCCAUUGCACUUAGGAGCCCUGCAUUCUGAUCAAGCAACAUUGAAGAAGCUUCCGAUGGAUGAUGAGCUAAUCACGAAGGAUUUGUUUCAACUGUCACCGUUUGGAUACGCAGAGCUGCAGUCUCCAUGGGACGCAAAAUACGCAGGAGAGUGGAUGGAAUGCUUGCGGACUGAGACUUCGGCUGCGGGAGACAGACUCAACGUGUUAUCCGCUCGAUGCAGUGAGGAAGCAGUGAAACGUUCUACCGAAAAUCUACGCACAUGUGAAACCUUGGAGCAAAAGAGACAUUUUCUUGAACGAGCAAUAUUCACGGCUGUGAUACACGACCUACAAGGUGUUUUAGACGUGUAUCUGAGCUAUGUGUCCCCGAGAGAGAGUACAGGAGUACUAGACAGAGACACCAUGGACCAAUUAAAAUCACGCAAGGAACGAAGCUUGAGAUGUUCUGCAGAGCCUUCGCGAUAUGGAAAUUCUUGA